This is a messenger RNA of Xylaria bambusicola, 1509 nucleotides long. Its product is annotated as putative 2-dehydropantoate 2-reductase. The record is from RefSeq and is a predicted model, not a curated record. Lineage: Eukaryota; Fungi; Ascomycota; Sordariomycetes; Xylariales; Xylariaceae. Gene Ontology annotation, biological process: pantothenate biosynthetic process. Gene Ontology annotation, molecular function: 2-dehydropantoate 2-reductase activity. The transcript has 2 exons. Gene Ontology annotation, cellular component: cytoplasm. The coding region runs from base 289 to 1326 and encodes 345 amino acids.
CGGUAUAGAGCCUGAUUGCAACUAACCGCCUUUUCGAGGACCGUCAAGUGGAAAACUUUGAGGUGUAUGCUUCGACCAAAGUGAUGAAGCAGGAACAUUCAGAGCAGGGCGCCAAUCGACUGCAGUGAUAGAGUAGUGAAGGCAGGGAGAUAACAGAAAGCCUACAAUCAUUGGCUGCGUAGCUUUCUAGAAGCUCGGGGUUUCUGAUCUUUCGCCUAUAUCCCCCUUCAAGCUUACCAUCCUAAGAUCUGCUUUUUCUGAGCUGGAGAUGAACGCUGUGCAGUCGCUAUGGUACAGGUAAGAACGAGAGUUCUGCUCGUCGGGUGUGGUGGUGUCGGAACUAUGGCGGCGUAUGCACUCGAGACAGGGGGUAGAGCCGAAGUCACGGCCGUGAUGAGAUCUAAUUAUUCGGCCGUUGAGAGGGAUGGGAUAGACAUUGAUUCGAUUGAACACGGCCAUGAUAUUAGAGCAUGGCGACCGACCGCAAUUCGGAAGACCAUCCCCGAUGUGAAUGAAGAAAUGCUACAGCCCUUCGACUUCAUUCUGGUGACUACCAAGAAUAUUCCAGACGUCUCCCCUGCUGUAGCAGACAUCAUAGCGCCCGCCGUAACGCCAGGAAAGACAGCCAUAGUGCUGUCACAGAACGGCCUUAAUAUCGAGAAGCCGCUGAUAGAGCGCUUCCCGACAAACCCCGUCAUCAGCAGCGUAUCCUAUAUCUCGGUAACGGAAACCUCUCAUGGGAAGUUUCUGCAUGACGAUAAAGAUGUACAGAAAAUAGGGCCCUUUUACAAUCCCCACGUUUCACCCGGCAUGGCAGAGGAGGCGGCACGGCGUUACAUUGCGGCGUAUAAUGCUGCUGGUAAACUGGACGUUGUGUUUGACGCUGAUGUAAAAUUCGCGCGUUGGCGCAAGCUCGUAUACAAUGCAUCGUACAACCCGGUCUCAGCAGUGUUGCACAUGGACACAGCGCGCAUGCGAAUGAGCAAGCACAUAAUCGAUGACCUGAUCCAGCCCAUCAUGCUUGAGAUCAUGGCCGCGGCCCGCGCGAAUGGUGUGAACCUGCCCGAUGAUGUGCCAGACAAGGCAAUCCGCGUCGAUCCGACAGAUAACGCAUUCAAGCCUAGUAUGUGCCAGGAUGUGGAGAAAGGGAACUUAAUGGAGAUCGAGACAAUCGUAGGGGAGCCACUGCGGGAGGGCGAGGCCUGCAACGUCCAGAUGCCCACCCUGCGAACUAUAUACGGAAUUCUGAAGGGCAUGCAGCUGGCGAUCAUGGAAAAGAAGGGGCUCUGGGAGCCUACAUUUACAAGUGGUAACCCCUAUCAAUAGCGAGAUGGCAGUCGUGUACUACUCCAGGUUAACAUUUAGAGUAGUCUUUGGGAGCAUUAAUUAGCACCUGGUUUGCAUAAUCUUGUAGCAAGAUAGAAGAUAUAAUACCAAUAAUGUAUAUACUCGGCUGAAUGGGUAUGUUCAUUAUAUACAUGUAGUUCAAGAAGAGUUGUUCAUCAUCAU